AUGGAGCGCUCCACAGGCUCGAAAUGGAAGAAAAUCUACGACGAAGACGGCGGCUCGCCUCCUAUCGACGACGACAAAGCGCAGCAGAACGACGAGCAGCCGCUCGUGAGCCGUGACGAUGACCCUGCAGGGUAUGCAGGUCCACCUCUUCUGAUGCAAAAGCCUGUGGCUGCCUGGGCAGUAGGAGGACUUAUGGCCUUGUUCCUUCUCGUAGUGGUGCUGGUGGUACGUGGCAACACACUGCAACCCGCACGAGGUAUGCAGGAAACAGCUCAAGCAGCAGAGUGGGUGGACAUGCUGCCUAGUGACGUAGUGGCUCAUAUGGAUCGAGAGGUGGACCCUUGUGACGAUUUCUAUGAGUUUAGUUGCGGAGGUUGGCAAAAGACGGUGGAGAUCCCAGACGACAAGCCGAGUGUGUUUCUAUCGUUCACGAAGGUGCACGAUGACAACCAAAAGGCACUGAAAGCGGUAAUGCAACAAGGAUGGCCGCUAGUGGGGGAACUGUACGAUUCUUGUAUGAAUUUUAGCAAUACAAGCAGCACGACAGCAGACGAGGCGUCGUUGAAGGUAUUGGCGCCGGUUUUACAGCAGAUUGCAGCGACAAAAACCAAGAAAAAAUUGUUCCAAUUGGCAGGCGAAUUAUCCAAAGCAGGACCCGAUUUUUUGACUGGAUUGGGGGUCUCUGCAGAUGCCAGAGAGGCCACAAGAUACGCGCUGUAUGCGUCCCAGACUGGCCUGUCGUUGCCAGAUCCAGCGUAUUAUCUAGACAAGAAGCAGUUCGACUCCAUCAGCGACGCCUUCCAUGCGUACGUAGUGGAGUUAUUCCUCCUUGGGGGGUGGGAGUCGCGUGCUGCAGCGGCUCGAGCUGCUUCAGUCAUUGGGUUUGAACAAUCGUUAGCGCCACUGUUCGUGCCCAAAGAGAAACUGCAGGACCCCGUCGCAUCCUACAACCGCAUGAGUGUGGCAGACGCUGCUGACAAGUAUCCACUCACCUUCGCCGAGUUUGUGAACGGUACGGGACUGCUGUCGAGUCUUAAAGCCACAGAUGUGAUCGUGGAGACCCCGGCGUUCUUCGAGCGUGUCGAGCAACUGGUAACGGGCGACUCUGUGACGCUAGACACGUUGAAAGCUGUGCUGACAUACCAGUACAUCAGUGCGUAUGCGGCAGUCCUGAGCGAACCUUUCGUCCAAGCGAGCUUCUCGUUCUUCGCCAGGACGUUGCGUGGCCAGAAGACACGAGCUCCAAGGUGGAAAGUGUGUCUCCAGCGCGUAACAGACAACUUUCCCGACCUAGUAGGCAAAUACUUUGCUCUCUUACGCUUCGACGAAGCAAGUGAACAACUGGCCAGUCAACUGGUGACGCAGGUACAGUCAUCACUACAGAAGAAUCUAGGACGCGUCGAGUGGCUGGAUGGAGCUACGCGAGAGGCGGCGCUGCAGAAACUGGGGGAUAUGACGAACCUGAUUGGCCAUUCCACUCGUCAGGAGCAUUUCCCGUACGAGUUACGCGGCGACGCACCGCUGGCUCAGAACAUGCGCGUCAUAUUACAGCACGAGUUUGAGCGUACUGUGGCCAAGAUCGGAGGUGCAGUCGACCGCAACAAGUGGGCGAUGACCAGUGCAGCGGUGAACGCGUACUACCAGCCAACAGCCAACCAGAUCGUGUUCCCUGCUGGCAUUCUACAGCCUCCGUUCUUUGCUCGUGGCCGUCACCCUGCACGUAACUUUGGAGCUAUCGGAAGUAUCAUUGGCCACGAACUGACGCACGGGUUCGAUGCCUCGGGACGGAAUUACGCCGGGGACGGCAACCUGCUUGACUGGUGGAGUAACGACACCGCUCGCGAGUUCUCGGAGCGCACAGAUUGUCUUGUGAAGCAGUACAACAGCUUCAAGGUCGCUGGUACGGCCUCGAGCAACGUCUUGGGCCACGUCAACGGGAACUACACGUUGAGUGAGAAUAUCGCCGACAAUGGAGGAGUCAAGUUGUCCUUUGCAGCAUAUCACGAGUUCAUUGCCGAACAAGCGCAACAGCUGAGCAAGAUGAGCGAAGCUGACAGGGAAGAGCGCACUGCGACUAUGAGUCAAGCGGAGCGCAACUUGCCUGCUAGUGCAGCGGAUAAACUCUUCUUCGUCUCCUUCGCCCAGGCUUUCUGUGCCAAGGCCAGUGACGCCAGUAUGACACAGCGCCUGGCCACCGACCCACACUCGCCUGAACGAUGGCGUAUCAACGGAGUUGCUAGCAACUCACGGGACUUUGCGAAAGUCUUUUCGUGUCCUGCUGGGUCGCCUAUGAAUCCCAAGACCAAGUGUCCGCUUUGGUAA
Phytophthora infestans T30-4 is the source of this 2322-nucleotide messenger RNA. Its product is annotated as endothelin-converting enzyme, metalloprotease family M13, putative. Gene Ontology annotation, cellular component: plasma membrane. The record is from RefSeq and is a predicted model, not a curated record. Gene Ontology annotation, biological process: protein processing. Bases 1 to 2322 code for a protein of 773 amino acids. The transcript has a single exon. NCBI's taxonomy places the organism in Eukaryota, Oomycota, Peronosporomycetes, Peronosporales, Peronosporaceae. Gene Ontology annotation, molecular function: metalloendopeptidase activity.